AUGAAAACCAUGAAGCAGGACUCUCUGGUUCGGCACAGAAUCCCAGUGGCUCCAAAAACACCAGCUCCGGAGUUUGCAAAUAGAGAAAAGGGGGAGGAAGGGGAGGGGAGGGGGAGGGGAGGGGGAGGAAGGGGGAGGAAGGGGGGGGGGGGGGAGUUGAGGGGGGAGGAACGGUACGGGGAGCGAUUCGGGAGUGUGGGUGGGCGAGGAGCACAAAAGGUGGAGAGGGAGGGAGGAGAGGGGGGGGGGGGGGGGGGGGGGGGGGGGAGGGGGGGGGGGGGGGGGGGGGGGGGGGGGGGGGGGGAGAAUUCUGUUUUUUUUGGUCCCACCGUAACACAACCUAGUGCACCCUCCCAAACUCUUCCCCUCUCUCUUCUCCCUCCUCCUUCUCUGCGUUGCUCCACAUCGGCGUCCUUACAAAAUCAAAGUCUCGUGGUCUCCCUUCACUUCUCUUCUUCCGCCUGGAGCAUCUACCGCCACCCGGCCAUACGCUCACCCUAUAAUAUAUCCCCUUCUCCCCCCGCCCUACCUCCGCCCCAUCUUCUCACCCAAUCCUCUUCUCCACCUGGUCUUCCCCUCCCCGUCGUUGGUCCUCCGAACGACAAGCAGCAUAAUCUCUCAAUCCCCACUAAACAAAACCCCCCCAAGAGAUCUCUACCUCGCUGGAGUAAUUCGUUCCAUCCGGCGCUCCUCCUCAUUUGUCGUCGUUUCUCCUACCUCUCCUCAGCCGCUACACUUCGCCCCUCUUCUCGCUCAACAGCCCGCUCCCCCUCUUCUCAACGCCACAUCCUCAGAAAUGCUCCCCCGGCUCUCCCCCGCACUGCUGGCUUUCUCUCCCCUCCCCCGCCCACUCCACUUCAACCUCCAGCCUCCCCCCCCCAACUGAUCUCUCUUCCAAGCCACCCGCUCCCUAGCAUCCGCCUCUCCACCCGCCUCUCGCCACCCGUCGUGCCGGUAUUCCUUCAGCUCUCUACACUCUCCUCACCAGCAUUAUCUGUAUUCAUCGCGCCCCCGCAUACCCCCGCGGCUAGUCGCCAAAACACCCCGGACUCCCCUCCGCGCACUCUCUCCAAUCUUGCCCACACCCGCCAAUCUCCCAAAACCGCUCCACCCUACCCCUCUGCUCCCAACCCCAACCUCUCAGCCAACGACGAUCCGACACCCCCCACUAUCCUACGGGUAACCCUAGCCCUCCCCACCCCGCUCGCAACUAAUACCCGCGCGCAAGCUUCUGCCUCCACCCGAACCCCCCUCUCUCAUGCCCCACACCCCCCUCUCCACCCCCCAACCCACUCCACCCCGUUCGGCCUUUCUCUCCCCCCCGCCCGACAGCCCCCACCACCGAGUCUCCACCCGCAUCUCGAACCCUACCCCCCAGCUCGCCCACCAUCCUCCACCAACCGGCCCUCCCCACCGACAAUUGUUCCUCAUACCCACUCUCCCUCCGUUCCCACAACCACAUCACUCCAAUCCCCCCGAACCCGCCUCAAACCCCUAAGAGAAGAAAAGGGAGAAGGGAGAGAGGCGGGGGGAAGAGGGGGAGGGAAAACAAGGGCAAGAAGAAAGCGAGGGGGGCAAAGCUGCGCGCGCGACGGGGGGGGGCUGGCGGCGAAGGGGGGGGAAGAAGAGAACCCGGAGUCGGUGGGGGAGGGGGGAGGGGGCGUAGGGGCGGGGGGGGGGGGGGUGGGGGGGUGGGGGAGGAGGCGGGGCAGGCGGAGGAGAGGAGGGAAGAGGGGGAAGUUAGGCAGGCAGGGGCUUGGUGCCGAGCUGGCGCCGCGGGCGCGGGCUAUGCUCCCCGCUUGUGGUUCACUUAUAGCCUGCGCUAUCGUGGGAUCUGAGGACGGCGAAAAGUCCCGGCAUGAAGUGGUUCUGCACCUGUAUGGUGAGGCGGGCGCAAGGUCCAGCAGGGGCACGGGGCUAGGGGGGUGGGAGGGGGUGAGGGUCUGGCGCGGGAUGGGAAGCGGGGUUGGGGGCGAGGCUGAGCAAGCACAGGAGACUGCGUGGCGGCCGCGCCGACGAGCCGGUUCCCACAGAGCUGCGUCCGGGCGAGUCGUGCAGGACAACACCGCACCGGACCCCACCUCCUGCCACCGACCGCCCCCACCCACCACGGUGCGCUGCGGCAACCCCCCGGUCCCAGGCAGGGUCGCUCCGGUGGCUGCCGAGCGAGGCGCGGUGGGCGCCACACUACCGGUGCCGCGCAACCCCCCGCGGCCCCGCCGGGACUACCUGGAGGCGUCGCGUCAUUGGUGUGGUGUUCUCUCGUGGUACGCGUCCCUGCCCGCGCCCCCGCGCUCGCCCCUUUGCCCUUGGCGCUUUACCGGGUGCAUAGUGGGGUAG
Molecule: messenger RNA, 2340 nt
Organism: Knipowitschia caucasica
Lineage: Eukaryota; Metazoa; Chordata; Actinopteri; Gobiiformes; Gobiidae
Source: the annotation of a GenBank genome assembly